This is a messenger RNA of Ceratitis capitata (Mediterranean fruit fly), 3631 nucleotides long. Its product is annotated as laminin subunit alpha-1. The annotation marks the transcript as partial. Lineage: Eukaryota; Metazoa; Arthropoda; Insecta; Diptera; Tephritidae. Gene Ontology annotation, cellular component: basement membrane. The record is from RefSeq and is a predicted model, not a curated record. Gene Ontology annotation, biological process: axon guidance. The transcript is spliced from 4 exons.
AAUAUUUUACAAAAUAAUUUAAAUAUUCAAACAACAAAUAACUGAAAAUAAAAUGCAUUUCAAAUGACAAAUUGUCAAAAACUACAACACUAAUCUGGAGUGCGUGUACACAUAAAUUCCUGAAAAUGCCACCUUUAAGGCUAAAUCCCAAGCUAUGCUCAAACAUGUCUACCAAAAGCAGUGAAAACAAAUUCGUGAGUAGAAAAAAUAAAACGCCGCCGCGUUGGUCUUCGCUAUCCUGCCUGCUGUUGCUCAGCGUGUCCUUCGCCUGUCUCAACACCGUCACACAUGCGGCGACAACGGCAGAGAAACAACUCAUACAACAGCAAUUGCGUGGUCUCUCACCCGCGCAGCUGCUGAAGGAGUACGCGCAGACGCCGAUGGCAAUGAAUGCGAGCCGUGCGGCUUAUGACGAGACCAGCGUGGAAGCGUUGAUAGCGCGUACUCAUGCUGAGGCGAAAAAGUUGCAACGACAGCAACAGCAACAGCAACAGCAACAGCGAACGCUUCAUCAUCGCCAACACCAGCAGCAGCAACAACAACAACGUGCACAUAAACGCAAAAAACACCUGCAACAACAACAGCAACGACGACGCCAGGAAGACCUGCAGCCACACAAAUCACGCAAGCAUGAAAAAUCGCACAAACAACGAGAACGCGAACACCAACAACAGCAACAACAUGGAAUGCAGUCAAGCCAUCAUGCAGCACAUCGUAAAACCAAAAGUGGUCUGCCCAUCGAGAGCAACAUAAAUAGUAAUGAAUUUGUUGCGGACAAUAUAGCGUUGGCAGAUGCCACAAAUGCUGCAACAAAAGCGGCGGCUGCAACAUCGGCAUUUGCUGUCAACACAAACAAACGUGCCACAACAACGGCGAUGGAACAACAGCAGCAACAGAAGAAGAAAAAUGGCCGUAACGGUGCAAGUGGCGGCGGUGGCAGUGGUGGUGGUGGUGGUGGCAGUGGCCGCAGCGGUCAUGGGAUCAGAGAUGUCGGACGUCAGAAAUUGCACAGAAACGUAUUGCGCAUGCUCAACAGUCAAUCGGAAUCCCUCACCGAUGGCGGUCUCUUUCCGCCACUCUUCAACGUCGCGCCACGCGCACACAUCACCGUCAACGCCACCUGCGGACAGAGUGGGCGUGAAGAGUAUUGCAAAUUAGUCGAUGCGUAUCCGCAUAAAAAAUGGGCCACACAAUGUGGCAUUUGCAAUGCACAAUCUUCGGAUACGGCCAAACAGCGUCCAAUCGAGUCUGUCAUCUCCAAUGCGAAUUUCGACGAUGAACGUUGGUGGCAAUCGCCGACACUGCAAUAUGGCCGGCACUUUGAAUAUGUCACCAUAACAUUGGAUCUGCGGCAGGUAUACCAAGUCUUCUUCGUCAUGCUUAAAUCCGCCAACUCGCCACGUCCCGCUUCGUGGGUGCUGGAAAAAUCACUUGACGGCUUCAACUAUGAACCCUGGCAGUAUUUUGGUCUCAGCGAUGCUGAUUGCCAACGACGCUACGGCUUGGCUGGCCAAAAUGGUAAAUAUGUUUUCGAAAACGACACAGAAGUGAUAUGCACAACACAAUUUUCAAAAGCGUUACCGCUCGAAAAUGGAGAAUUACACGUUUCGCUACUGAAAAACCGCCCAGGUGCAAUGGAUCAAACGGAAGAGUUGAUGAAUUUCAUAACAGCACGUUACGUACGCAUACGCCUGCAGGGCAUGCACACGACGGCGAAUCUGGAUAACAGCGUCGAUUGGCUAUUGGACUCACAAUCACUCGAAAAGCGUUCCUUCUACUCACUCAAGCAGAUACGCGUAAGUGCGCGUCUCGAUUGCCACGGUCAUGCCGAUAAAACCGUUGAGUUGGCGGAGAAGCGUACCGAUGAGUUGGAGUACGCACAGCUCGCCUCAACACUGCAAUGUGUCUGUCAGCAUAAUACCUGCGGCACCGAUUGUGGCGAAUGCUGUGCGCUCUAUCAAGAUAAGCCGUUUCGCAACGGCACAACACGUGAGCCAAACGCAUGUGAGCUCUGUCAAUGCAAUGGCCAAGCAGAGGCCUGCAUUUACGAUGCAUUUCUGGAACGCGGCAUCUGUCAGCAAUGUCAGAACAAUACCGCCGGCAAUGAAUGUGAGUUUUGUACGAGCGGACACUACCGCGAUUUUAAUGAAAAACUCACUGCACCCUGUCGGCGUUGCGCGUGUGAUGGACGCGGCGCAACAGGCACCUGUGAUCCGGUGGGUGGCCAAUGCCAUUGCCGCGAAGGCUUCCAGGGUGUACGCUGUGACGAAUGUGCAAGAGGUUAUUAUGGCGAAGAGUGUCGGCGGUGCGAAUGUGAUGUGCGUGGCACACUACCAGACACCGAAUGCGCUGGUGUAUGCAAAUGCAAGGCACAUGUAGCGGGCGAUACUUGUAGUGAAUGUCUGCCGGGUUAUUAUGAUCUUAGCGCCGACCAACCAGAUGGUUGCGCACCCUGUUGGUGUUCAGGCGUGGGGUUGUCGUGCAGCAGUGCUGCGCUGCAAACACUCGCUUUCGAGACACUGAACGACUGGAAGGUGACCGACAUAAUGCGCUCCCAAGUGAUUGCAGCAACUGUGGAUUCUAGCACUAACUAUUUGGUUUACAGCGAGGAUGAGCAGAGUAUAGAGGGCGCCGUUUAUUGGCAAGCGCCACAAGGUUAUCUCGGCAAUCGUCUUACCAGCUACGGCGCACGUCUAUCUAUACAAGUUAAUUGGGUUACAAUGCGUGGCGAUACAUCGGGCAAACCGACUGACGGUCCGGAUGUGGUGCUCUUCGGACGUAACGGCUUGAAAAUCGCUUAUGGCGAUACAAUUUAUACACGAGGAUCGACUGCUAUCAUCAAUAUAACGCUCGAUGAGACGGGUUGGUAUCAUGUGACGCCAGCUGUGCUUGAUAAGAAGACACGUUCUCGACGUACGCAACACCAUGGCUCAGCUGUAACGCGCACUCAACUUCUCUCAGUUUUGUCCGCAUUAGAUAGUCUACUUGUACGCGGCACCUACCACACAGAUCAAGUGGAAACUUCAUUGGAGCGUGUCAUCAUUUACUCGGGUGGCACUGAGUUAGGCUCUACAAAGUUGAGCACACGUGUUGAGCAAUGUGUCUGUCCCAUGGGUUAUGCCGGACUCUCUUGUGAGAGCUGCGAUUUUGGCUUCAUACGUAUAUGGGAGAAUGCGACCGAUCAUCAGUUGGUCGCCAAGUGUAUACCUUGUCCGUGUAAUGGUCAUUCCAACUCCUGCGAUCUACAGAGCGGCGGUUGUGGCAACUGUAUGCACAACACUUACGGCGAGCGUUGCGAGCGCUGCAAAGUUGGUUUCUAUGGCAAUCCAUUGCAAGGCACUGAGCACGACUGCAAACGCUGCGCCUGCCCUCUACUGGUCGAUAGCAACAACUUUUCGCCUAGUUGCCAAUUGAAAACGUAUAGCAUCAUGGACUUGAACCCGUUAUAUGGUGUGGUGGAAAAUUCCGAAUACAUUUGCACACAGUGCCCGCCUGGCUACACUGGUGACCAUUGUGAGAUGUGCGAUGACGGUUACUAUGGCAAUCCAACGGAAGUGGGCUCACAGUGUCGUCCGUGCGAUUGCGAGGGUGGACCAUGUGAUGUUUUCACAGGACAGUGCAUCGUUUGCCA